Messenger RNA from Dioszegia hungarica, 864 nucleotides. RefSeq lists its product as uncharacterized. The transcript has a single exon. The record is from RefSeq and is a predicted model, not a curated record. Bases 1 to 864 code for a protein of 287 amino acids. NCBI's taxonomy places the organism in Eukaryota, Fungi, Basidiomycota, Tremellomycetes, Tremellales, Bulleribasidiaceae.
AUGUCUUUUACUCCUCCCAUGCCCAACAUGGACAUCUCUCACAACCCCUGGGAGGACUACGUGUCCCCCCCUCCCGGGCCCUACCCCACCUCCCCGGUCUCUCCUCAUGAGACCUUUUACUCCACCUCUGCCUCGCCUUCUUUUGAUACCCAAGCUUCUUACCACCGCCCUCUCCCUCGUGCUCAGCUGGACCGCUCUCCUUCUGAGAUCAAGAUGUUGGUUGAGAUGACUGGCCAGUUAGCCGGUACCUUCAUCGCUCGACCUCCUCCCAUCCCACCCCGUCCCACCUCGGUCUACUCGGGUCCCACGCCCCUCGCUUCUCCCUUCCUCCACCCCAACCCGCCUCCGGGCCUACCUCACCCUCCUGUCGGUCAUCCCCUCUCCCGUCCCGUCUACGACGACUACCUCGGACCCCUCCCCGCCGCCCCGCAGGUCUACCGGUCGGUCACCCCGCACCCGCGCUACCACGCCAUUCAGACGCCCGCCCCCUUUGACGGCACCAACCAGAAACUCGCCGAGGCGUUUGUCCAGGUCUUCGCUUACGACCUGAUGGUCAAUGCGCGGGAGUAUGCCCAGUUCCCGGGAGAGGAGUGUACGCUGGUGUAUCGGGCGGGGCAGUGCCUGACGGGGGAUGCGCAGUCGUGGUUCAAGCGGUGGUCUGGUGACUUGCAGAGGCGGGACUUGCGUUUCAAGGAGUUUGAGAGGGUCUUUAUGAAGGCAUGGGGGGAGGUCAACACGGCGGCGCAGGCAAACGAGGCGUUGCUCAAGUGCAAGCUUUGUUGUUUUACUAUCGCCGCGCAGUCAUCCCUCAUCCUCGUCGCCUCUUCCUGUGACAGGCAGGAAGUACCGAGACGGGGCGGAUGA